AUGGUUUUUUUAACAUUACUUAACUUGUUAGUUUAUGAUGUCAAAUCUGAAAGGAUGGACAAUUUUCUUCUUAUUUUUAUCCUAUUUGAAUUAGCUGCUGUGAUGCAAUUGGUGUUGUAUUUAGAGUUGGUUCCAGAAAAUCCAUUUGCUAAACCGAGAGUUGAACUUAUCAUACCACCCCAAUCAUUUCCAAUUAAGACUCUUCAAGAAUUCAGGUUCAAUAGAAGUACUUUAUUCUUGAGCCACUUUUUGUCAAGUGAAAUUUAUUACACAUAUGCAAGAGAUGAAUUAGCUGAUAUACGUAGGAGAGGAAAAUUUAGGUUACAUCAAAAUCAUGCUGCAAUAGUAUCAAGAAAAAUAAGAAAAAGUAUUUCUAAUUUUAUAAACAUUUCAAAUUUUCAAGAGUUUGUUAGCUUCCAAGAAUUCAUGGAAGAUUAUACAGGUUGUUUAGCUCAUUAUUUUGUAAAUACUCAAGAACGGUUAUUCAAUGUUGAGCAAAGAAUAUCAAAUCAUAUACAUAACCAUUUAAUCCACGGGAACAAUGAUGAUUUUCAAAAUCCAAAUUUUCAAGAAUGGAUAAGAUUAGGAAAAUAUGAGUUGAGUUUAAUCAAAUGGAGAAAUCAAAGUGGUGGUCGUUUUUCUCGUAAUGUUGUUCAGAAUUUAUUAAGAGAUCCACUUUACAAGUUGAGAUUUGCCAAUGCUGUAUUAGGUAUAAUGAGAGAUGACCAAGUUAAUGCUGGUAUAACACAACCUAGAUACCAUAUUGAUAACAUAGCUAUAUCAGCAUCACCUUUUGACCUUGAUAUUUAUUUGAAUAUUGGAUGA
Hansenula ciferrii is the source of this 825-nucleotide messenger RNA. RefSeq lists its product as uncharacterized. The transcript has a single exon. Bases 1 to 825 code for a protein of 274 amino acids. NCBI's taxonomy places the organism in Eukaryota, Fungi, Ascomycota, Saccharomycetes, Phaffomycetales, Wickerhamomycetaceae. The record is from RefSeq and is a predicted model, not a curated record.